AUGGCGGUAGUAUCAUCUAGGAGCUCGAUGACCGACUGGAGUACAGUUGGCAGCGUCUGCUUGGGCUCGGAAAUAUGGGGCUUCCCACCCUCUACAGUCUUUUCCCCCCCUUUCCCAGUCGGUCGGCCGAUACCUGAUGAUGAUGAUGACUAUGACUCUUAUGGGCAUCUCAACAUUUGUUGGCUGCCCUUAUUUUACUUGCUGCUGGAUACCAUGCCUACCCCGACUUCUGAGGGGAAGAAAAAAGCUACAUUUUCCGAUCAUAUAAUCAUGCAAGCGGCAACGGGCCCUGUGCAAGAUGCAUCAGGUGCCUCAGGUAGGCCGGCUGUCCAAUCAAUAGGGGUCAUUCCAACAAAACAUGCGCCGUACGGAGCUGCAAACGGAGGAGACGCCGGACGCGAGCCAGAUCAAGCUUGCUUGGCGCAUUAUGCAGCCCCAAAAGGAACGCGAGCUCGUAGUUCAAUAGGAACCGAUCCUCGGAGGAAGGCUAGCCUGCUGAAACCCUGGACUGGUGGAGCUCGAACAGCUCAGCAGCGCUCAGCAGCAUGCAUGAUUCAUCCCCCUUUGUUCGAGCCAUUGCCCGAUCCCGUUGUGGAAUGCCGCCCUCGGCAGUCUGGCCAGCCCUAUGCAGUUGGCCUCGCCCUGAAGGAUCACGCCGUGCAACUUGGACAGGCAGCACCAUUUUUUACCUAA
Molecule: messenger RNA, 693 nt
Organism: Aspergillus niger
Lineage: Eukaryota; Fungi; Ascomycota; Eurotiomycetes; Eurotiales; Aspergillaceae
Exons: 3
Coding region: 1-693 (230 amino acids)
Source: RefSeq, a predicted model, not a curated record